Molecule: messenger RNA, 463 nt
Organism: Dentiscutata heterogama
Lineage: Eukaryota; Fungi; Glomeromycota; Glomeromycetes; Diversisporales; Gigasporaceae
Source: the annotation of a GenBank genome assembly
GGAUAAAAUAAGUGAAUUAAACUCCUUUAAUCAUAUAUUGGAGCAAGAAAGGGAUGAUUUAAAUUCAAAGAAACAUGAAUUAGAAGCUGAGGUGGGGUGUAAGGAUUCUGAAAUCACCUCUCUUGGAACUAAAGUAAAUGAACUAGAGAAAGUAGCAGGAAAAGUAUUAUGUAGUUAUGGGUUAAUUAGCUAUCUCAGAUCUAGGGUGAGGGAAUUGGAAGAUCAGUUAGAACAACAAAUAUCCCAGUCAUCUUACAAAUCGAAUAUAAUAGGUGGAGCUAAAGAGGAUCCAGACUCGGCUGAGUUCCUCCUUCAAGAGACUAAUACCCAUUUAGCAGAGCAGGUUUCGAAAGCAUCCAGUAAGACUAAUAAAGUGAUUGGAGGCGCUUCCUCUUUUUCUUCACACCACUCAGAGCUUGAACCCGAUGAAAGCAAAGUAAAAGAUGUGGUGGAGCUCCCAUAG